AUGGACUCAUUCACGAGGAUCGUCGCUCGAGGCGACGAGGAGAAGGACAACAACAAAACGGUUAACAUCCUGAUCGCCCUUCUCGUUCUCGUAUUUGUCGGCCUCGUGGCCUUUGCGCUCCUCGUCCUGCUGCGGAGGAAGCGCAGGCAAAGACAGAUGAUGAACGAGACGCUGCCCCAGUACCACGACGUGAAGCGGACGGGUAACCACCGGCGACUCACCAUCCAGACCGGCAACGGUCGGUCAAGCGUUAUCGUUGUCGACAACAACGGCCAGCCUAUGCUCGCCAACCCCCAGUCGCCACCUCACUCUCCAGACAACGUCCCCGAGAUCCACAUCACAUUCCCUGACGAGCAGGACGACCAAGGUCGACCGAAGAGCGGCCGGGUGGUCGUCGUCAGGGUCGGCGAGACCAGCGUCGGCCUCGAGCCUCUGGACGAUGAGCAGCUGCCCGCCUACGAGAAGGAGAGCAAGACGCAGUUUUACUCCAUCGACAUGGACAAGAUCGGCGGGCUGAAAGAGAAGGAAUUCCAUUAA
Molecule: messenger RNA, 537 nt
Organism: Chaetomium globosum CBS 148.51
Lineage: Eukaryota; Fungi; Ascomycota; Sordariomycetes; Sordariales; Chaetomiaceae
Exons: 1
Coding region: 1-537 (178 amino acids)
Source: RefSeq, a predicted model, not a curated record